This is a messenger RNA of Mollisia scopiformis, 1745 nucleotides long. RefSeq lists its product as uncharacterized. Lineage: Eukaryota; Fungi; Ascomycota; Leotiomycetes; Helotiales; Mollisiaceae. The record is from RefSeq and is a predicted model, not a curated record. The coding region runs from base 358 to 1665 and encodes 435 amino acids. The transcript has 3 exons.
CAAGGCAGUUUGUGAGAUGCAAAAAUAUUGCUAACUUGCAUGCAGAUCACACCCGCCGCGAGUAACGUCGCAUGCGCUUUCGUAGUACAGCCAACGACUUUGCACGACGGAAGUGAGGCUACUCAUAGCACGAGGAGCAUGCUCACCGAGCUUCACGAAAAUUACUGGAUGUAUCUAGGCGAGAAUGACAUAUUUUGGGAAAGUGCAAAGGGCCCGUGGUCAACUCGCCCACUGGUGCACGAUGGGAUAUUCGUUGAGGCUCCAGUGCCUUGAGUUCUCUAUAGUCUUCAGACCUACCAUUUCACAGUCACUUCUGUCAACAAUUUUCUCUUCGAGUGAAUUAUACCAUUCUUCCUAAUGCUAUCUGAAGAUACAGAUGGAACAGAACUCAACGAUAUCGGAACGCCUGCCGUGCCGGCAGAAGUCGAUCUCAUGUCCAAUCCGGUGGCCCUCAAUGCCGAAGAGGAAUUUGCUGAGCACCCCCAGUCUGGUCAUUCUCCAGGAAAUCUCUUGGUCGAGGGUCGUUCUGGAACAGAACCAGAAAUGGCACAACAAGUCAUCCAGCCUCCUAUCUCAAUCCCCGGAUUCACUCCUGUGCAGAUUCAGAAAAUCAUGAAGGAGGUUAUCGACGUGAUGAUUGACAAGCUGCGAGACCUUCAAUCUGACAUCGUCCAGACAGACCUCGAGGCAAACAAUCAAAGGCGAACCGUCAGUAGCGCUCAAACUGUGUCGCGUGAUUGUUUGACCGUCAACCAUCCAGGUAUUGUUCAGCGGCAAAUACAAGAAGACGACUAUCUAAACGGUAUUCCAUCUACAUGGCAGUACGGAGUGUGGCGCAAUAUUGACGAAGACGUGAUUAAAGCAAUAAUCAAACAAUUUGCUCUUGAACUCGAGCCAACACGCGGCUACUUCGAACCUAGCAGCAAACUUCGUUCUGUACAAUUUGUCACUAUCGUAGAGGCUAUUGGAUCAAUCCUUCAGACCUCUUGGCAGCAUGAGUCAGAGCUUUUCGAUAUCAAACAUCUAAGAAGUUAUGAUAUAUAUAUGAGAAUUACUUCUCUAAUCAUGCAGCAUCCGGAUAAAGUCGCGAAAGUGGCAUUAGAGGUUAUCAAGGUUCUAUCUCGGGAUAUGCCCCUAAGAACUCUCACUCACAUGUGUUCUCGAAAGUCAGAGGAACUCCGUCCGAUCAUGUCCGGCGAACCUUCGGCAAACCUUGAAGACUUCUUCAUGUUGUUCCUCAGUUUUCAUAUCGUGACACUCGGAAUUUACAAACUGCACAAAUGGCUCAGUGCUUUAGACCAUUUUAUCGACUUGUCCAGACAACGAGGGGCCGCAUCGGACGAUCCUUUCGCGUUUCUGCUGUCCACAACAUACGCCGAUAUUGAAGAACAUAUAUUGAAGAAACAGCGCAGAUUAGAGCAACCAUGGGGUGCAGAUUUAUCAGACGACGAAAAGAUCUUCUGUAGCAGCGAUCUGGACAUUCACACUCUUACUUGUCUGAAAGGCUUCGAGAUCGAAUCGACUUUCGAUGUCAGGAAGCAUCUCACAAUGUCCUCUAAUUUUCUCAAGCGGCCGCAAGAAAGAUCUUGGAAACAGAUUUUGUACAUAUAUUGGUUUCCAACAAUAUGGAUAGAUAAGGCCCACUAUUUCGAGAAUUUUGCCUGAUGGUUUGGGUUGGUCUGAGGAGUUGGAAAACACCAUGCAGCUCUUGUUUGGCUGCAGAAAAUCGGCCGAAUCUUCCCAGU